Molecule: messenger RNA, 639 nt
Organism: Sinocyclocheilus rhinocerous
Lineage: Eukaryota; Metazoa; Chordata; Actinopteri; Cypriniformes; Cyprinidae
Product: putative per-hexamer repeat protein 5
Exons: 4
Cellular component (GO): extracellular region
Molecular function (GO): peptidase inhibitor activity
Source: RefSeq, a predicted model, not a curated record
CUGAAACCGCACUCCCUGGCCUCCCCUAAUGAUCCUCUAGUGGACGGUUUCUGUCCGGCGAGGCUGACGGUCGUGCCGUCCCAUCGAGGAUGUUCUUCUGAUAAAGACUGCCCUGGAGGACACAAAUGCUGUCGAUUUGACUGUGGGCCUGUUUGCGUGCUGCCUGUUUUCAUGAAGCCGGGUCAAUGUCCCAUACCGGAGAUGAUUCCACUGUGUGCUAAAAGCUGUUUCCAUGAUGGCCAGUGUCCUGCCACACAGAAAUGUUGCCCAACCACCGCUGGCUUUGCAUGCAGUGAACCACAUGGUCAGGCAAGUUGCCAGGGCAGCGGCCAGGGCCAGGGUAGCGGUCAGGGAAGCGGCCAGGGUAGCGGUCAGGGCCAGGGCCAGGGCAGCGGUGAGGGUAGCGGCCAGGAUAGCGGCCAGGGCCAGGGCAGCGGCCAGGGCCAUGGAAGCGGUCAGGGAAGUGGUUAUGGCCAGGGCAGCGGCCAGGGAAGCGGUCAGGGAAGCGGCCAGGGCCAGGGCAGCGGCCAGGGAAGCGGCCAGGGAAGCGGCCAGGGCCAGGGAAGCGGUCAUGGAAGUGGUCAGGGCCAGGGCAGAGGCCAGGGAAGCGGUCAGGGAAGUGGCCAGGGUCAGGGAAGU